UUAAGAAAAUGGGGAACUUGAGAGAACACUUUCAUUUCCUUCUCUGUUUUCUUAAUAAAACCAGCUCGCAACUGUUCCAAGGGGAGAAGUUUUAUUAGAGUCUCGAUAUAAGUUGCUUAACGUUGAGUUUCAAUCAUUUAAAAGACUUUGCAGAGUUUGUUGUAGCGAAGUUCAUCGUUACCAGUUUGGAGCAGUGCGGCCGCCAGAUGGCAGCAGUGAUCACUGAAGAUAACGUGUACAGCGAGGCUGAAGUCAACGACGCGCUGCCUGCUGGUGGAGAUGAUCCGGUGGAGCUGCCCGGUCCUGAUGGAAACAUACAGGGACAGGUGGAGGAGUUUCUCGGCCCACAUCCUGAUUACGAUGAGGAGGAAGAGGAGCGCAAGUACUAUAGACGAAAGAGGCUGGGUGUAGUGAAGAAUGUGGUGGGGGCCAGUUGCGGAGGAAUGAUCAUCUACAGUGUUUACAUGGGUCUGCUACAGAUGCAGUUAAUUCUGCACUACGAUGAGACGUACCGAGAGGUCAAGUAUGGCACCCUAGGGCUGGAGGAUAUCGACAACAAAAUGCUGAUGGGCAUCAACGUUACGCCUAUCGUCGGCUUGCUCUACACACCGGUGCUCAUUAGAUUUCUGGGGACUAAAUGGAUGAUGUUCCUAGCUUCAGGCAUCUAUGCUCUUUUUGUUUCAACCAAUUACUGGGAGCGAUACUACACUCUUGUACCUUCAGCUGUGGCCAUUGGUGUUGUCAUUGUUCCUCUGUGGGCAUCCUUGGGAAACUACAUUACCAGAAUGGCCCAGCAGUACUACGAGUAUGUGAACUAUAAGGACGAACAUGUCCAGGAGCAGAAGAAGCCCCCCAAAGGAGCCUUCCAUCCUUACAUCAUCAUUUUCCAGUCCGUCUUCUACAUUAUUUUCCAUCUGAGUUUCGUGUUUGCCGAGUUCCCCAUGGUGCUGUUCCUCAAUAACUUUCUGAAUGAUUACAAUCACACUCUCUUCAAAGUCACACAGUGUGGUGCUAGUGGGAAAGGCGUGAUCGAGAAUUUCAAUAAGACAGUCUUGCGCAGUUUGCCUCGCUCUCUGCUGCUCAUCGAGGUGGAGAGUGUGCUCAUGGGGGCGGCCUUCCUUGCCAUGCUUAUUUUCCUGGUGUUGUGCGGAGCUGCAUAUCGGCCCACAGAGGAAAUUGACCUUCGCAGCAUCGGCUGGGGGAACAUCUUCCAGCUGCCCUUCAAGCACUUACGUGACUACCGGAUCCGCCUGCUCUGUCCGUUCUUCAUCUACUCUGGCUUUGAAGUGCUGUUCGCCGUGCAGGGACUCACACUGUCAUAUGGAGUGUGUUCGGUCGGGAUGGAGAAGCUGUGGUUGUUGGUUAUGGUGUAUGGUUUGUCAGCAUCAAUCUGUUCGGGGCUGGCCCUGAUGCUGCUGCGCUUUCCCAGGCCGGUUAUUCUUCUGUCGGGAGCUUUUGUGCACUUUGUGCUAAUCAUAACCCUUAUGUGCUGGUCGCCCCAACCCAAAACACCAAGCUAUCUUCCGUAUCUUUUGGUGCUCGCUGCCCUCUGGGGUCUGGGCACUGCUUUCAACAAGACUGGACUGAGCAUUUUGCUGGGGAUGCUGUAUGAAGACAAGGAGCGACUAGACUUUGUCUACACCAUCUACCACUGGUGUCAGGCCAUUGCCAUUUUCAUCGUCUACCUUUGGUCUGCAUUGCCUAUGCGAGCCAAGCUCGGACUCCUGUUGUUUGCUCUGAUCGUGGCAUCUUUAUGCUACGUGCAGAUGGAGCGUCGCCUGGCGAAGAAAAUCCAGUUUAGGUUGCCACGGAUUCCGCGCCCACGACACAAGGUCAAAGGCUACCGAUACAUUGAGGAAGAAAAUUCUGAUGAAUCAGACACGGACCUGAGUGAUGCUGACGAUGAUGAGAAAGAAGAGGAUGAGAGAAUGUUGGUUAAGGAGGACAACAAUACAGACGGCGAUUCCCAGGGUUCACCGGGACCAGAGAGGAGCGGGGUUAGGAGGAGACAAGACAAUCCUGCGUACGAGCAGGCCGGAGAGAGAGAGGACUAUGUCCAACACACGAGGGACUAGAAAAGGAGAGGUGAAAGAUGAGAGGAAGUUGUAAAAUACUGAAUAGCCAGAAAGAGAAGCAAUGGUAUUGGAAACGUUUACUGACUUUUUUUUAUUAAAUCCGACUUCUUUUCUUUGGAUAGAAAACGUGUGGGCCACCGAUGAAAAAAUGAGAAGGUCAGAAAGUUGUCCACAGUAAAAAAUGAAGAAAAGUAGAAGAGAAACAAGCAUUUCAUUGAAAUGGGAAGUGAAAAGAGGAAAUUGAUGAUACCUUGUAAGGUUAGGUGGUUUGUUGCCAUAGAAAUGGAUAGCCUCCAUUUUGAACUUGGUCAAGGUGAUGCGCUCGAGUGGUGUAUUUCAUUCUAAUUCCGAUUUACUUCAUCCACUUGAUGGCUGUUUUCCUCAUUGUAACCGAAGAACCAAAUAGCUCUCUCGCAAAAAAGUGUUACAUUUCAUUUUAAUUUUCAUCUAUGAUGUUAUAAAAUCAAUUUUAAAUAUUGUAAUAAACAUGACAGAUGAUCUAUAAGAUUUAAAAUGCUGCGUUAUAAUGUUUUUAAGCAAGCUAUGAUGUGCUAUAAUAUAAAUAUGAUUCAAAAUUAUAUAAUAAAACAAUUUAGUGUACAGUA
This is a messenger RNA of Pimephales promelas (fathead minnow), 2680 nucleotides long. It is a transcript of the gene unc93b1, whose product is annotated as unc-93 homolog B1, TLR signaling regulator. The record is from RefSeq and is a predicted model, not a curated record. Gene Ontology annotation, cellular component: endosome; lysosome. Gene Ontology annotation, molecular function: Toll-like receptor binding. Gene Ontology annotation, biological process: toll-like receptor 7 signaling pathway; toll-like receptor signaling pathway; toll-like receptor 9 signaling pathway. Lineage: Eukaryota; Metazoa; Chordata; Actinopteri; Cypriniformes; Leuciscidae.